AAACACAAUUAAUUGUUUACUUAUUCAGACCAUAACACUCUAGCGAAGUCCACGUUCAGUUGAUAUCUAGAAUGGCAAAUCGUAAUCUUAAACAGGUUAAUAUUCAAAAUAAUGCUCCUUCUCCGAAACCUCAAAACACAAAGCGCAACACCGAUUCUCCGGCCAUGGAACGUGGGCCAAAGAUGGAGGGAGCAACCCCAUCACCAACAGUGACUAGCCCGACUGCAGAAGGCGAUGUCAGUGAGCCCCUAGAGAUGACUUUAGACUUCAAGAGCUUUAGGAGACCAGGAGAGAAAACAUUCACUCAACGAUGCAGACUGUUUGUUGGUAACCUUCCCACAGAUAUAACAGAGGAGGACUUCAGAAAGCUCUUCGCAAAAUAUGGCGAGGCCAACGAAGUGUUCAUCAAUCGAGACAGAGGAUUUGGGUUUAUUCGGUUGGAAACAAGAACAUUGGCAGAGAUUGCUAAGGCCGAGCUAGACGGCACUGUACUGAAGGCAAGGCCGAUCCGAGUCCGUUUCGCCACACAUGGGGCAGCGCUCACAGUGCGAAAUCUCUCACCAGUUGUCUCAAACGAGCUGCUAGAGCAAGCCUUCUCCCAGUUUGGCCCAGUUGAAAGGGCAAUCGUGGUGGUGGACGACCGUGGAAGACCCACAGGAAAGGGCUUUGUGGAAUUUGCUAACAAACCCUCAGCACGAAAGGCGCUGGAUCGCUGUGCAGAUGGAGCUCUACUUCUCACCACAUCACCCCGUCCUGUUAUUGUGGAGCCUACGGAACAAUUUGAUGAUGAGGAUGGCCUUCCGGAAAAGCUGUUACAGAAGACAGCACAAUAUCACAAGGAACGGGAGCAGCCUCCACGAUUUGCGCAACCUGGAACCUUUGAGUUUGAGUAUUCAUCUCGCUGGAAGGCACUGGAUGAAAUGGAGAAGCAGCAGAGGGAGCAGGUGGACCGAAACAUUCGAGAGGCCAAAGAGAAACUGGAGGCAGAGAUGGAGGCAGCCAAACACGAGCACCAGCUAAUGAUGAUGAGACAAGAUCUGCUGCGGCGUCAGGAAGAGCUUCGCCGUCUAGAAGAAUUGAGGAACCAGGAGCUUCAGAAACGCAAGCAGAUUGAGAUGAGGCAUGAAGAGGAGAGGCGGAGGCGUGAAGAGGAGAUGAUGCGGCAUCGCGAACAGGACGACAUGAGACGACAGUCGGAUGGCUUCAAGCCCAGUUUCAUGGAUAGCAGAGAACAGGAUAUGAGAAUGGGUGAAAUGGGUCCCCGUGGAGCUAUUAAUAUGGGAGGUAGGGUCAUUACCAUUUCACCAUUUGCUAAUACUUGCACUGAUUCGUUUAACCCCGCCGCUGCGGCUGGCGGUAACCAGGGCCCUCCUCAAAUGAUGGGUAUGGGCAUGCCAGGUCGAGGUGGAACCAUGGGGCCUGAGGGAGCAUCAAAUAUGGGAACACCAAUGAUUCCAGAUAAUGGAGCUAUGCGCAACGAGAGGUUUCCUCAAGGUGGACCUUCUCAGAUGGGUUCUCCCAUGGGCGGUCGACCUGGGGUGGACUCCCCACAGCAGCAGCAGCAGCCGCCUGUUGUUGGAGGGCCUGGUCCCAUUUCAGGUGUAGGUGGUGGGCCUGUGGCUUUUGGGAGAGGAAAUCCAAAUGUGGGCAACUUUGAUGGGCCUAACAACAAGCGGCGUAGAUAUUGAGAUGUGACGGUUUCUUAUUUGUGUAUGUGAGAGAGUACGUUUGA
This is a messenger RNA of Chanos chanos (milkfish), 1732 nucleotides long. RefSeq names its product paraspeckle component 1 (gene pspc1). Gene Ontology annotation, molecular function: RNA binding. The record is from RefSeq and is a predicted model, not a curated record. Bases 72 to 1688 code for a protein of 538 amino acids. The transcript is spliced from 10 exons. NCBI's taxonomy places the organism in Eukaryota, Metazoa, Chordata, Actinopteri, Gonorynchiformes, Chanidae.